Cornus florida is the source of this 1245-nucleotide messenger RNA. RefSeq lists its product as uncharacterized. Bases 1 to 1245 code for a protein of 414 amino acids. NCBI's taxonomy places the organism in Eukaryota, Viridiplantae, Streptophyta, Magnoliopsida, Cornales, Cornaceae. The transcript has a single exon. Gene Ontology annotation, molecular function: catalytic activity. The record is from RefSeq and is a predicted model, not a curated record.
AUGGUCAUAGCCAUAUGGAAUAUUAGAGGCCUAAAUGGCCUUGACAAGCAGGAUGAGGUUCGUAACCUCAUAAGGGAACAUAAGGUUAAUGUUAUGUUAAUCAUUGAGACCAAAAUCAACCAAGUCAAUAUUGAUUUAGUACACAGACCCUUGGCAAAAUCUUGGAGCCUACACCACAACUAUCAGCACUCCCCUCUUGGCAGAAUUUGGAUUCAAAGGAAUCACAAUUCCAUUGAUAUUAAAGUUUUGCAAGAAACCAGGCAAAUGAUCCACUGUUCCGCUACAUUAUUGAGGUGUAGAACAUCUUUCUUCAUAUCCUUUGUUUAUGGAGCUAAUGCUGCAGAUGAAAGAAGAACCCUGUGGAGUGAUAUCACAAGACUCUCCACCAAUCUCAGUUCUUCCCCAUGGAUUUUAGCAGGUGAUUUCAACAUUAUUAAGUCUUCACAUGAGAAUUUUGGUGGCUCUAGCAGAACCACUCAAGCUCAAGCCAUGGUUGAAUUCUGUGAGUGCCUUCAUGAGGCCAAUCUUGAGGACCUGAGGUUUACAGGCAUUUUUUUCACUUGGUCCAACAAAAGCUUGGAUGUUGCAAAUAUAUCAAGGAAGCUUGAUAGAGUGCUCAUCAAUGGCUCCUGGAAUGCAUCAUUUUCCCUUUCCCACUGCAAUUUUUUGCCCUUUGGAAUUUCUGACCAUGGCCCUAUGAUCAUCACCCUUGGCACACCCAGUCCAAGAAAGAAGGUUCCUUUUAGGUUUUUCAAUUGUUGGAGCUCACAUGACAGCUUUAUUCCUAUUGUCAAGUCAAUUUGGGAUAACCCUAUUAGAGGUUUCACUAUGUUCCAAGUCACUUCUAAGCUUAAAUGUCUUAAGGGUCCUCUCAAGCAACAACUUGCCAAAGAAUUCAGUGAGAUUACCAUGAAAGUCCAACUGACCAAGGAAAAGCUAUCCCUUUGCCAAACUGCUUUGGAUAAUGUCCCAAAUGAUCCUGUCCUUCGAACACAAAAGAGAGAGAUCCUUGCAUCAUAUAAGAAACUCAAAGAAGUAGAAGAACUCACCUACAGGCAAAAAUCUAGGUUUCAAUGGCUCAAGGAGGGGGAUUCCAACACUGCUUAUUUUUUCAAGACCAUAUCAUCAAGAUUCAAUAGAAAUAAAAUUACCAGUCUCUUGGAUGCCACUGGUCAUGUCAUUGACACUGAAGUACUUAUCAAGCAAGAAGUCCUCUUACAUUUCCAAACCGCACUUGGACAGUAA